Messenger RNA from Photinus pyralis (common eastern firefly), 1040 nucleotides. RefSeq names its product ubiquinone biosynthesis O-methyltransferase, mitochondrial-like. The record is from RefSeq and is a predicted model, not a curated record. Gene Ontology annotation, molecular function: 2-methoxy-6-polyprenyl-1,4-benzoquinol methyltransferase activity. The transcript has 3 exons. Gene Ontology annotation, biological process: ubiquinone biosynthetic process. Bases 150 to 920 code for a protein of 256 amino acids. NCBI's taxonomy places the organism in Eukaryota, Metazoa, Arthropoda, Insecta, Coleoptera, Lampyridae.
AACAAAUAUUAUCAAAGUACAGUUAUUAUCACAUACAUGAAUACAUGAUAAGAUGAUAUGCAUGACUGUUUUCUCCAUUUUCAAGUUUGUUUCAGGACCCGUACUAAGUGCCUAUUCAUUUUCAAGUUGUGCGCGUUUAUGCUAGCGAUAUGUCGGAAGUCUCUCAAAGAAACUUAACGGAGAAGCCGGAAGAGACAGAUCAAAUUAAACAAAAAUUAGAAGAAAGGUGGAAUGUAACCGGCCGACAAAUACUUUUGCAUAAUUUAAACAAUCUAAGAGUACCGUUUAUCGUAGGCAGCUUAAUUACAACACAUAAAGUGAAAACGACACUAAUUAAUACAACGAAAGUGCUUGAAGGUACUGUCAUUUUAGAUGUAAGCUGCGGUGGAGGAAUUUUAACAGAGUCGCUUGCGAAACUGGGAGGCAGGGUUCAUGGCAUAGAUCCUUCAAGUGAUGUAAUAAGUGCAGCUAAACGACACGCUCAACUAGAUAAGUCUUUAUCAAAUUUAGAGUACUUCACAAGUACAGUGGAAGAUUACGCCGAGAAAAAUGUCGAAAUCUACGACGCCGUCAUCGCAUCGGACGUUUUAGAGUGCGUCGUCGAGAAGGAGGCCUUCCUGGAAGCUUGCCUGCGAUGCCUAAAGCCGGAAGGAUCGUUAAUAAUAACCACAUUCAAUAAAACGUGGAUGUCGUGGAUACAAAAUGUGAUAAUCGGUCAAGGCAUUCUAAACAUUAUUCCACGCGGCACACGUAAGUGGGACCAAUUAAUUAGGCCCGAAGACACUCAGGAAAUUUUAAAUAAACAUAAUUGUAGGACCGUCGAAAUUCGAGGCAUUAACCUUAAUUGGAUGAAGAAAAAAUGGUCCUGGACUUUGAACAACAAUCAUAUUUAUGCUUUACAUGCAAUUAAAAAUCGAUAAAUUAAAGUGUAAUCUCUGAAACUUGUUUCCAAUUUCUAUUAUUUUAUACCAUAUAAUUUUUGUAUGUAUCUACGCCUACUUAUAACUGUUAUAUAAAUAAACAAUGUACCUAAACCUGUA